AUGCCCGAGUACCGCAGUACCUUCCUGCCUUGUACAAGUCGGCUCGCAGGAUCUGAUGAAGAUGAGGCACCUGGUUUUGCAAGGCCAACGCUCGCUUUGUCCACUAAAAGCAAGAAGGGCGCAAAGCGAUUUGAUGACAUCUUGUCGGAGUUGUCAGAUUUGUCUAGCGAUGAACAGCCUCUUAGUGUGUGGCAAAGGUCCAGAACCUUUGGCCCUAUUCCAACUCCAACCUUGGAAGUGGAAAGCCAUGGUGGGCAUGGGGUGCUUGACAAAGCUGGAAUGGAUGAGCUCAGGGCAAUGAAGUCCUCGAUCAGCGAAGUCCCUCUCUUCCAGAAUUGCAGUCCAAAAUUUGUGGAAGCCAUCGCAGAGCAGGUGAGUCACAGACUUUUCACUCCAGGCGUCGAUAUCAUGACGGAGGGUGAAUACGGAGAUAGUAUGUACAUCCUGCAUCGUGGAGACGUCGAAGUGAUCAUCGGUGGAACAACUGUUUGCACCCUGUCAGACGGUGCAGUCUUUGGAGAAAUAGCAGCCCUGUGCAAGAAUCCGUUGCUCGCACGUCGGACGGCCACUAUCCGCGCGCUCACACUUUGUGACUGUCGAGUCACCUAUAGAGACAGCUUGCUGAAGGUCAUGUCUCGCUUCAAGGGUGAUGAGGAGAUCGUGGCCAGAAAGCUAGAGACCCGCAUCGUUGAGCUUCGAAAGAUGGGAAAGUUGCCCAAUCAGAAAGAAUGGCGGCGCGCCCCUGUGAAGCAGCAGGUGGGCCAACCAUGGCCAACCUGGAUAGGUCAUCAAGUCAUCUAA
Cladocopium goreaui is the source of this 801-nucleotide messenger RNA. The record is from the annotation of a GenBank genome assembly. NCBI's taxonomy places the organism in Eukaryota, Dinophyceae, Suessiales, Symbiodiniaceae.